Molecule: messenger RNA, 2249 nt
Organism: Daucus carota subsp. sativus
Lineage: Eukaryota; Viridiplantae; Streptophyta; Magnoliopsida; Apiales; Apiaceae
Product: receptor like protein 28
Exons: 6
Coding region: 47-1912 (621 amino acids)
Molecular function (GO): protein binding
Source: RefSeq, a predicted model, not a curated record
UCACAAGAAAUCUAAACUCUAUUGUUUUGGAAACAGCAAACUUGAAAUGAUAUAUACGCAUCAAAGGGGAAUGGAUUUGAAGUUUGAAGUAGGAUUUGAAUCUGAAAGAGAAUCAGCAUCGAUGGAAAUGGAAACAGAAAGUUUAUUGAUAAAAUUGUGCUUGCAAGCGGCCACCGACAAUUUGCACGCCGUCGAGAAGUGGCGGCGACAACGCCGCUCUCUUGAACGCCUUCCGUCGCACCUCGCCGAGUCUCUUAUCCUCCGCCUCGUCCGUAGACGUCUCAUGUUUCCUUCUCUACUCGAAGUUUUUAAGAACACAUUGGAGAAGAUUGAUCUGAGUGGUCAGACCUCUGUGGAUUUGGAAUGGAUGGCGUAUUUGGGUGCCUUCCCGCAUCUCCAAUCUUUAAAUCUUGCAGGUUGCCCCAAAAUUAGUAGUUCUGCAAUUUGGCCCCUUGCAGGUAUGAAGAAUUUGAAAAUGUUAAAUCUUUCAAGAUGCCCUAAGAUUACUGAUUCUGGAAUCAAGCAUCUUUUGUCUAUUCCGACCUUGGAGGAGUUGAGCAUAUCACAGACAGGGGUCACAUCGGAAGGGGUCUUACUUCUUCGUUCUCUUAAAAAUUUAACUAUGUUGGACUUGGGAGGAUUAUCUGUCACCGACCUUGCCCUGUGUUCUCUCCAGGUUCUGACAAAGUUACAAUACCUUGAUCUAUGGGGGAGUGAAAUAUCGAAUAAAGGAGCUUCUGUGCUUGGAAUGUUUCCUAAUUUGAUCUUUUUAAAUCUAGCUUGGACAAAGGUUUCAAAGUUGCCUGUAUUGUCCUCUGUUGAGUGUCUUAACAUGAGUAAUUGUACUACACAUUCUAUUUUCGAAGGGCAUGGUGACAAAGUUUGGUUGAGGAAACUUAUACUUACAGGAGCAACAAUUGAGGAUAUUUCAGAAGCCUUGACAUAUGUUGAUACUAGUUCUCUUUCUCUGUUGGAUGUUUCGAACUCUUCGCUUCAAGAAUUUUGUUUCUUAUCUUGUCUCGUGGCAUUGGAAUAUUUGGAUCUCAGCUCUUGUCCAUUCAUCGAUGAGUUUGUCCAAAUAAUCACAUACAUAGGAGCCAAAUUGAAAUUCCUAAAUCUCAGUAACACAAGAGUGACCUCUGCAGGAGUAAGUGUUUUAGUUGGACGUGUUCCCAAACUUGAAACCAUAUUGCUAUCCAACACGCCUACUGACGAUUUUGCUAUCUCACACCUCAGUGCAAUGCCUUCACUGAAAGUAAUCAACCUAACUGGUACAAAUGUUAAAGGUCAAAUUCAGCAGUUAGGUUUCGGGCAAGAUGCAGUCCAGUCACUGGCAGAAUUGCAAAACCUUAGCUGCUUAGAGAUGUUGUAUUUGGAGAACACCCAACUUAGAGAUGCAUCGCUGAGCCCUAUUUCGAAGUUGCAUGAAUUGAACCAUCUUCAUCUUGGUGGUCCCCUGACAGACAUAUCUCUGUGCCUCUUCUCAUCUAUCCAGAACCUGAUUCAUCUAAGUUUGCAUGAUGCUGUACUUACCGGACCAGGGCUUAAUUCAUUCAAACCUCCAAGUAAUCUCAAGGUGCUGGAUCUGAGUGGUUGUUGGCUCUUAACCAAAGAUGAUCUCUUGUUAUUCUGUCGGAGAUAUCCUUUAAUUGAAUUGAAGCAUGAACUUUAUCACUUCGUCCCAUCUGAACAAAGCAUCUCCAAACAUUUGUCUCCAUCAGGUGUAGCUACAAAGACCGGGCCAUCAAAAAAGAAAGAACGGACACUAUUAGUAUCGCCAACAAUGCUUAAAAAAGAUGAAUUCAUAGAUCAAAGGCUGAAGUAUAGCAGAGAAGAACUACUUGCAUUGCAGCAUUCAUCCGUAUCACUUGUCGCCUUUGAUAAUGGUAACCUGAUACCUGAACUGCAAUGAAUGUCCUACUAUCUGGAUUGUAGAAGGUCUUGGAGCAUGGUUUUUUGUGGAACGGAAAAUUUCAGCUAGCUAUACUUUUGUUAAUGUAUCCAAGCCCUUUGCAUUAGUACCUAGCUUUGAAGAGAAUGGUGAAGGCAAACCUGUAAUGCAUUUAUCUUUUUUGCUGCUCCUUAAUUCAUAGCUUUUCCUGUUUACAUGUUCUUUCUUAGCAUGGAAGAGCUGAUGCAAUGUAGAUGGCGAUGUAUGAUAUGUGGUUUCAUUGUUUUUCAUCAGCAUUUUGCUGUGACGUAGGGUAAAGAUUAAACAUUUCAUAUAAAUGUUAUAUUCAUUUAUAGCA